Molecule: messenger RNA, 3256 nt
Organism: Ctenocephalides felis (cat flea)
Lineage: Eukaryota; Metazoa; Arthropoda; Insecta; Siphonaptera; Pulicidae
Product: E3 ubiquitin-protein ligase Su(dx)-like
Exons: 12
Coding region: 316-3072 (918 amino acids)
Biological process (GO): ubiquitin-dependent protein catabolic process
Molecular function (GO): protein binding; ubiquitin protein ligase activity
Source: RefSeq, a predicted model, not a curated record
UGACGUCUUCGUGAUAAUAGUGAAUUAUAAGUCAGAAAGAUUAAAUUUAUUGUUUUUUGUUGAGUUUUUCCCUAUAAAAAUAAAAGUGAAAAAAAAUCGUAACUUCUUUAAUAAUGUAAGCCUAUAGAAUAAUGUGUUAUUGUGUAUUAAACUUCAUGCAGCUCAAAAUGAUUGACAUUCGAUAAAUAUGUGUGUUACAUUUUUGACGCACUCAAAACAACAAUUCAUUUUCAACGAUAUAUCAUCUUCAGCCCCUCGACGUCCGCCACCAUGAACUAUGACCCUGCAUAUUGAGACCUGGCCAGUACUGAUAUAAUGUCUGAUAAUAACGUUGUUACCAUCACGACUGGAUUUCAUCAACUAUGCAUUACCAUCGAAUGUGCUCAUAUCCGUACGGGUAGUUUUUUAAAACCAAACCCGUACGUGGAGGUUACAGUUGACGAUCACAAGCAUUCCCGCAAAACAGAAGUUGUUAAGAACACUUAUCAGCCGAAAUGGAACGAAGAAUUCACUGUUUUGGUCACGCCCACUUCUUAUCUGCACUUCCGUCUACUGGAUCACAACAGCUUCCGGAAAGACGCGGUCAUCGGAGAAAAACGGCUCAACUUGUAUCAGAUUUUGACCCAUUAUCAUGGAAGAUGUGACAAUUUGGAAGUUACUUUGGAUUUAUUAUCCGAUUCUAAAAGUAUAAGCCCUCAUAACAAAGUUGGAGAGUUGGUUACAUUAUUUGAUGGACUAAGAGUUGACUUGAGCACAAUAGUGGUACCUGAAUCUAUACGUAAUGCUACAGUCACAAAUUCAAACAGAGAUUCAACAUCAAAUAGGAGUGUUUUGAAUGAAGGCGUCCAUGCAAGAAUGCGAUUAAGAGGUUCAGAGAAUCCAAUUGCAGUUCCUUCGCAUAACCAAUUGUCUCAAGCUUUAUCUCAUAGAGGUAGCAUUUCGGGCAUGCUUCAAGCACAGCCGGUUGCGAUGCCUAUGCCUAUGCCCAUGCCGACAACAUCUUCUCGUUCUUCCGUGCAUUUGCAGCAAGUUCCAGGUCCUCCUUUGGGUCAUCCUCCACUUGUUGGUCCUAAUGUAACACCCUUAACAAAUGGAGCCUCAGAGCCGCCUGUGACAAAUGGAAAUGGAGCAUUAAAUGCCGUCAGUACCAGCACUGCUGCAGGAACCGCCAAUGGAACCCCAGGUGUGAAUCCUACUUCAGCUAGCAAUGGUGUUGAAGAAACAAUGCCUUCAGGAUGGGAAAUGAGAUAUGAUGUUUAUGGAAGAAGAUAUUAUGUUGAUCACAACACUCGUUCAACGAGUUGGGAGCGCCCUCAGCCUCUUCCUGCUGGAUGGGAGAUCCGCCGAGACCCCCGAGGGAGAGUAUACUAUGUUGAUCACAAUACACGAUCCACCACAUGGCAAAGGCCUAGUCCGGAACGAUUACAACAUUAUCAACAAUGGCAAGGAGAACGCGCACAUGUGGCACAACAGGCGAAUCAAAGGUUUCUCUAUCCUGCACAAGCGCAGGCAUCCGGCGCUCCCGGUGUAUCUGGCGCUGCUGCUGGAUCAUCUGGCUCACCUCCCUUAAUAACCGCGCCUUCUGUUUCAAUGCCUACCACAGCAGCAAUGGCAAUGGCUGGAACUGUGCCAGACGAUUCUGAUACUCUAGGGCCUCUGCCUGCAGGAUGGGAGAAACGUGUCCAGCCAGAAGGACGUGUAUAUUUUGUUAAUCAUAAAAACAGAACUACGCAAUGGGAAGAUCCUAGAACACAAGGUCAAGAAUCGAGUGCUCCAGAUGACCCUCCAUUGCCUCCUGGAUGGGAGAUUAGACAUACAGAAGAUGGCGUUCAAUACUUUGUUGAUCACAACACUAGGACUACUACAUUCCAGGAUCCAAGGCCAGGUGCUCCAAAAGGACCGAAAGGUGUUUACGGUGUUCCACGGGCGUAUGAGCGUUCAUUCCGCUGGAAAUUAUCCCAGUUUCGAUUUUUAUGUCAAAGUAAUGCUUUGCCAUCUCAUAUAAAAAUAACUUUAACUCGACAAACUCUUUUCGAAGAUUCUUAUCACCAAAUAAUGCGGCUGCCUGCAUAUGAACUUCGUCGGCGAUUGUAUAUAAUAUUCCGCGGUGAAGAAGGUUUAGACUAUGGUGGCGUAUCUAGAGAAUGGUUUUUCUUACUUUCCCAUGAAGUACUGAAUCCUAUGUACUGUUUGUUCGAAUAUGCGAAUAAAAAUAAUUAUAGUUUACAAAUCAACCCGGCAAGUUACGUAAACCCGGACCAUUUAUUAUAUUUCAAAUUUAUCGGUCGAUUUAUCGCGAUGGCCCUAUAUCAUGGAAGAUUUAUCUAUUCGGGAUUCACAAUGCCUUUUUAUAAACGAAUGCUUAAUAAAAAAUUGACCAUGAAAGAUAUAGAAUCUAUUGAUCCAGAAUUUUACAAUUCUCUCAUCUGGAUAAAAGAUAAUAAUAUUGACGAAUGCGCAUUAGAGUUAUUCUUCGGGGUAGAUUUUGAAGUCUUGGGACAAGUUAUACAUCAUGAACUGAAAGAUAGUGGUGAUAAAAUUAGAGUUACUGAAGAAAAUAAAGAAGAAUAUAUAAGGCUUAUGACUGAAUGGAGAAUGACCAGAGGUAUAGAAGAUCAAACCAAGGCUUUCCUGGAUGGAUUUAGUGAAGUGGUACCAUUAGAAUGGCUCAAAUACUUUGAUGAGCGUGAACUUGAACUGAUGCUCUGUGGAAUGCAGGAAAUAGAUGUUGACGAUUGGCAAAGAAAUACUAUUUACCGUCAUUAUACAAGAAACAGUAAACAAAUUGUAUGGUUUUGGCAGUUCGUACGUCAAACAGAUAACGAAAAACGGGCACGUUUGCUCCAAUUUGUUACUGGAACCUGUCGUGUUCCAGUAGGAGGUUUUGCCGAAUUAAUGGGUUCCAACGGACCGCAACGAUUUUGUAUAGAAAAAGUGGGCAAAGACACCUGGUUACCGAGGUCUCACACCUGUUUCAAUAGAUUAGAUCUACCCCCCUACAAAAGUUAUGACCAGAUGGUCGAAAAACUAAAUUAUGCUAUUGAAGAAACAGAAGGCUUUGGUCAAGAAUAAAUACGAGAGAGGUUAGAGCUUAGUUUUUAAAUAAUAGCUAUGUUUUAGUAUUUAACUAUGCUAUGAGCAGGGUCAAUCAAAUACAAAUAGAUUGUUUUUGUAAAUCGUUGCAUGAAAUUCUCAAGGAAAAAUACUUCAGAUUUAUUCAAGCAUAUUGAAUCUUUAAAAGUUUGAUCUUUAACAA